AUGACCAACCACAUGGACAAGCAGAGCCAGGCAAGCCUUGCCCAGGCUGCGGUGGCAGAUUUGUGGCAGCUGAGGGAGAGGAGCGUGGUGCAGGAGCCACCUGGUCUGGGUCUGGAGAUUAGCCCAGCUGGCUGGGCCUUCAGCUGCUUACUGAAACUGAAAAACGAACCAGUCAAACACCCCACAAAGGAACCAGUCAAACACCCCACAAAGGAACCCAUCAAACACUCCACAAAGGAACCCGUCAAACACUCCACAAAGGAACCAGUCAAACACCCCAGAAAGGAACCAGUCAAACAUCCCACAAAGGAACCAGUCAAACACUCCACAAAGGAACCAGUCAAACACCCUACAAAGGAACCAGCCAAACAUCCCACAAAGGAACCAGUCAAACAUCCUACAAAGGAACCAGUCAAACACCCUACAAAGGAACCAGUCAAACAUCCCACGAAGGAACCAGUCAAACAUCCCACAAAGGAACCAGUCAAACACUCCACAAAGGAACCAGUCAAACAUCCUACAAAGGAACCAGUCAAACACCCUACAAAGGAACCAGUCAAACAUCCUACAAAGGAACCAUCAAACAUCCCCACAAAGGAACCAGUCAAACAUCCCACAAAGGAACCAAUCAAACAUCCCACAAAGGAACCAGUCAAACAUCCCACAAAGGAACCAGUCAAACAUCCCACAAAGGAACCAAUCAAACAUCCCACAAAGGAACCAAUCAAACAUCCCACAAAGGAACCAGUCAAACAUCCCACGAAGGAACCAGUCAAACAUCCCACAAAGGAACCAGUCAAACACUCCACAAAGGAACCAGUCAAACAUCCUACAAAGGAACCAGUCAAACACCCUACAAAGGAACCAGUCAAACAUCCUACAAAGGAACCAGUCAAACAUCCCACAAAGGAACCAGUCAAACAUCCCACAAAGGAACCAGUCAAACACUCCACAAAGGAACCAGUCAAACACCCUACAAAGGAACCAGCCAAACAUCCCACAAAGGAACCAGUCAAACAUCCUACAAAGGAACCAGUCAAACACCCUACAAAGGAACCAGUCAAACAUCCCACAAAGGAACCAGUCAAACAUCCCACAAAGGAACCAGUCAAACACUCCACAAAGGAACCAGUCAAACAUCCUACAAAGGAACCAGUCAAACAUCCUACAAAGGAACCAGUCAAACACCCUACAAAGGAACCAGUUAAACAUCCUACAAAGGAACCAGUCAAACAUCCCACAAAGGAACCAAAGGAACCAGUCAAACAUCCUACAAAGGAACCAGUCAAACAUCCCACAAAGGAACCAGUCAAACACCCUACAAAGGAACCAGUCAAACAUCCUACAAAGGAACCAGUCAAACACCCUACAAAGGAACCAGUCAAACAUCCCACAAAGGAACCAGUCAAACAUCCCACAAAGGAACCAGUCAAACACCCCACAAAGGAACCAGUCAAACACCCCACAAAGGAACCAGUCAAACAUCCUACAAAGGAACCAGUCAAACACCCUACAAAGGAACCAGUCAAACAUCCCACAAAGGAACCAGUCAAACAUCCCACAAAGGAACCAGUCAAACACUCCACAAAGGAACCAGUCAAACAUCCUACAAAGGAACCAGUCAAACAUCCUACAAAGGAACCAGUCAAACACCCUACAAAGGAACCAGUUAAACAUCCUACAAAGGAACCAGUCAAACAUCCCACAAAGGAACCAGAUCCAGUCAAACAUCCCACAAAGGAACCAGUCAAACAUCCUACAAAGGAACCAGUCAAACAUCCCACAAAGGAACCAGUCAAACACCCUACAAAGGAACCAGUCAAACAUCCUACAAAGGAACCAGUCAAACACCCUACAAAGGAACCAGUCAAACAUCCCACAAAGGAACCAGUCAAACAUCCCACAAAGGAACCAGUCAAACACUCCACAAAGGAACCAGUAAAACAUCCUACAAAGGAACCAGUCAAACACCCUACAAAGGAACCAGUCAAACAUCCUACAAAGGAACCAGAACCAGCCAAUCGCCACACAAAGGAACCAGCCAAUCACCACACAAAGGAACAAGCCAAUCACCAUACAAAGGAACCAGACAAAAAACUCCACAAAGGAACCAGCCAAUCACCACACAAAGGAACCAGCCAAUCACCACACAAAGGAACCAGCCAAACACUCCACAAAGGAACCAGCCAAUCACCACACAAAGGAACCAGCCAAACACUCCACAAAGGAACCAGCCAAUCACCACACAAAGGAACCAGCCAAUCCCCACACAAAGGAACCAGGCAAUCACCAUACAAAGGAACCAGCCAAUCACCACACAAAGGAACCAGCCAAUCACCCCACAAAGGAACCAGCCAAUCACCACACAAAGGAACCAGCCAAACACUCCACAAAGGAACCAGCCAAUCACCACACAAAGGAACCAGCCAAUCCCCACACAAAGGAACCAGCCAAUCACCACACAAAGGAACCAGCCAAACACUCGACAAAGGAACCAACCAAUCACCACACAAAGGAACCAGCCAAUCACCACACAAAGGAACCAGUCAAACAUCAACACGCAUUUUAAUAAUUUAA
Molecule: messenger RNA, 2577 nt
Organism: Oncorhynchus nerka (sockeye salmon)
Lineage: Eukaryota; Metazoa; Chordata; Actinopteri; Salmoniformes; Salmonidae
Product: cell surface glycoprotein 1-like
Exons: 9
Coding region: 1-2577 (858 amino acids)
Source: RefSeq, a predicted model, not a curated record